AUGGCUUCUAAAGGACCACCUAUCGACCGCAGAAGCUUUCGAGUAGCCAUUAUAUGCGCUCUACCCCUCGAGGCCGACGCCGUCAGCCUGCUGUUCGAUCACUUUUGGGACAGGGAGCGCGGUCCCUACGGUCGAGCUUAUGGCGACAUGAAUCACUACAUCACUGGACGGAUCGGGAGGCACGACGUUGUUAUGGUUGUUCUUCCGAACAUGGGCACCAACAGCGCAGCGGCUGCAACUGCCAGCUUACGAUCCAGCUAUACUGGUCUAAACCUCGCUCUCCUCGUCGGCAUCUGUGCUGGUGUACCCCGCAUCGCCAAUUUCGAUAUAUGUCUUGGCGACGUUGUAGUCAGUAAAACUAUCAUCCAAUACGACUACGGCAGGCGAUAUUCCGGGCAUUUUGACGUGAAGUGUACUGUUGAAGACAGCCUUGGAAGAGCCAACAAGGACAUAAGGAGUCUGCUUGCAGGAUUCGAGACGGAGUUUAUAAGAAAGUGGCUAAAGGAUGAUGCGUCGAAAUAUUUAAAGGAUCUGCAGGAAACCGCCAAGAAGGAACAACGCCAAGCCAAUUACCAAUAUCCCGGAACGGAUGAAGACAAGCUAUAUCCUCCGACAUACGCUCAUAGACAUCGAAAGUGGUGCAGCGUAUGUGCUAGCGACCCUGACGCCUUUUGUGAAUUAGCUUCUAAGGCUUCGUGUGCUGAGACCGGAUGCGAUUCCGCCCAUCUGACUGUCAGGGAGCGCCUGGAGGGAAUUAUCUCGGGUGGAGAUUUUCGGCCAGGGGUGUUCAUCGGUCGAAUCGGGUCGGGCAACACAGUCAUAAAGAGUGGAGAGGAUCGAGACCAAAUCGCAGCCCAACAUAACCUUAUUGCGUUCGAGAUGGAAGGUGCAGGGGCAUGGGACGAAGUUCCUUGUAUCGUUGUCAAAGGGAUCUACAACUAUGCAGAUAGCCACAAGAAUAAAGCCUGGCAAGACUUUGCCGCCGCUACUGCCGCCGCUGUGGCAAAGGCUAUCCUGGGACAAUAUGCAGCGCAUGAUGGACAUUAA
This is a messenger RNA of Fusarium graminearum PH-1, 1047 nucleotides long. RefSeq lists its product as uncharacterized. The transcript has a single exon. NCBI's taxonomy places the organism in Eukaryota, Fungi, Ascomycota, Sordariomycetes, Hypocreales, Nectriaceae. The coding region runs from base 1 to 1047 and encodes 348 amino acids. Gene Ontology annotation, molecular function: catalytic activity. The record is from RefSeq and is a predicted model, not a curated record. Gene Ontology annotation, biological process: nucleoside metabolic process.